This is a messenger RNA of Hevea brasiliensis (rubber tree), 1153 nucleotides long. RefSeq names its product agamous-like MADS-box protein MADS2. NCBI's taxonomy places the organism in Eukaryota, Viridiplantae, Streptophyta, Magnoliopsida, Malpighiales, Euphorbiaceae. Gene Ontology annotation, cellular component: nucleus. The coding region runs from base 161 to 913 and encodes 250 amino acids. The transcript is spliced from 8 exons. The record is from RefSeq and is a predicted model, not a curated record. Gene Ontology annotation, biological process: positive regulation of transcription by RNA polymerase II. Gene Ontology annotation, molecular function: RNA polymerase II cis-regulatory region sequence-specific DNA binding; DNA-binding transcription factor activity, RNA polymerase II-specific; protein dimerization activity.
UUGCCAGGUUUCCCAUUUAUCUCUUUUAUAUCUUUGAGGAGUACCCUUAAAAAUCCAGGCCCUUGAAAAGUUUUCUAUCUCUUAACCCAGACUAGAAAAAGCAGCUCAGGUGAGAGAAACUGUUUGCGCUUCUUCAGUUGUUUUAGGAGAAAGAGAGAAUAUGGGGAGAGGGAAAGUGGAGUUGAAGAGAAUAGAGAACAAAAUUAAUAGGCAGGUCACAUUUGCUAAGAGGAGAAACGGAUUGCUCAAAAAAGCUUAUGAACUCUCAGUUCUCUGUGAUGCUGAGGUUGCUCUCAUUAUCUUCUCCAAUCGUGGCAAGCUCUAUGAGUUCUGUAGCACCUCUAGCAUGAUGAGAACUCUUGAAAGGUACCAGAAGUGCAGUUAUGGUGCAUUGGAAGCCAGCCAACCAGGCCACGAGACACAGAGCAACUACCAGGAGUAUCUGAAGCUGCAAGCUAGAGUUGAGGUCUUACAGCGAUCUCAGAGGCACCUUCUUGGGGAAGAUUUGGGCCCGCUAAAUACUAAGGAGCUUGAGCAGCUUGAGCAUCAGCUGGAAACAUCCCUCAAUCAAAUCAGGUCAAAAAAGACUCAGUUCAUGCUUGAUCAACUUGCUGAUCUUCAAAACAGGGAACAUCUGCUACUUGAAACCAACAAAGCGUUGAAAAGGAAGUUACUCCUGCACACUAAUUAUCAGCUGGAAGAAGGUAGUGGGCAAGUUCCACUUCUACUGGCAUGGGAAGAUGGAGGACAAACCAUUCCAUAUAGCCGCCUACCAGCUCAUUCAGAAGGGUUCUUCCAUCCCCUCGGAGGAAAUUCCACCCUGCAAAUUGGAUACAAUCCUGUGGGUGCAGAUGAGAUUAAUGUUGCCCACACUCAACAUGUCAAUGGAUUCAUUCCUGGGUGGAUGCUUUGACUUGGGUCAUUAAUUCAUAAUAUAAUAUCAAAAUAUUAAUUUCCAUGAUUGUGUUUGGCUUUUUUUUUCCCUUCUAAUAAUAUUAUACUUUAUAUCUGAUAGUGAUGCAGUAUUAUGUAACCUGUAAUUAUCAUUAUUGAAGACAAUAAUUAGGUAAAUGGUAAUUGUAAUGUUUCAAAACAUCAAAGACAGAUGCUAUAUUUAUAUAUAUGAUGCAUUAUGGCUUGUAUUUUCAUAACA